Messenger RNA from Bolinopsis microptera, 1044 nucleotides. RefSeq lists its product as uncharacterized. Gene Ontology annotation, biological process: regulation of transcription by RNA polymerase II. Gene Ontology annotation, cellular component: transcription regulator complex; nucleus. Gene Ontology annotation, molecular function: RNA polymerase II cis-regulatory region sequence-specific DNA binding; DNA-binding transcription factor activity, RNA polymerase II-specific. The transcript has a single exon. The record is from RefSeq and is a predicted model, not a curated record. Bases 1 to 1044 code for a protein of 347 amino acids. NCBI's taxonomy places the organism in Eukaryota, Metazoa, Ctenophora, Tentaculata, Lobata, Bolinopsidae.
AUGUCUCACGGAUUACUCAUCACAGCUGCUCAGGAAGCUGAUGUUCCAACCAGUCCUUAUCUCACUACACCAGAUAGCCCUGGUCAAAGUAGCAAGUUCGACUGCGUCUUCUCUCAAGACGGUCUCCUGACCUCCACUCCUCCUGCUACUUGGAGCAAGGUCCUCUCUCCUGUAAACUACUCUUCUGAUGACAGCGCUUACUUUGGGUCUCCUCCCCCUACCCCCGGAGACAAUAACACUUUCACUGACGUCCCUUCAAUUAAUCUCGCUUACCAUCCUACUGCUCAGUUUAAACCAGAUGAUUUACCUAACACCACUUACCAACCUUCAUAUCCUAACUCAGCAAAUCCAACAACUUUCCCGAUCCUACCAAAUGACCUGAUGGAUUUCUACCCUGCUAACUACCAAGUGGACCCCAAGUACCCGCUGAACCAGCCAUAUACUCAUCAGUCCGAAACUCCUUACACCCACCCUGCUUAUCUGGAGAAUCUACAGAACAAGAUCAUGAGGAGGAAAGGCUCAGCUCGCUGUGACAAGGAGAAGUCCACUCUGAACUACCUGAAGACACUGGCUAGAGAGGAGCAAUACGAGGAGAUGUUCGUUAUUAUCUCCAACUUCCAAUUCUCUGAGAGAAAUCACUCCUGGUUACAGACCCUGUGGUUGAGAGGUCACUACGCUAGAGAAACUCAGAGACUUGGUCGACCACUGAACCCAGCCGACAGGCUCAGACUCCGCAGACUCCAACCCUUCCCCCAAACCAUUUCUCAACCUGACGAUUACGAAAGUCAGAAGUUUGCUAAAGACUUCCUCAAAGUGUUCUACGGUAUCAACGAGUAUCCUUCUCCCGGCCAGAAGAUGAUGUUGUCCACACGGUGCCGGAUGACCUAUCACCAGGUUAACAGCUGGUUCAAGAACAGGAGAGCUAGAGACAGGGAGGCACCCGAACUGGUCAAGGUGUCCCCUCAGCAGUUAGAUGAGACGCUGGAUAUUCUCAUGGACAUAAUCAAGUCCGAUGAAGAAGUGAUAGAAGUGAUAGAAGUUUGA